This is a messenger RNA of Daphnia carinata, 2935 nucleotides long. Its product is annotated as inner centromere protein-like. The transcript has 14 exons. NCBI's taxonomy places the organism in Eukaryota, Metazoa, Arthropoda, Branchiopoda, Diplostraca, Daphniidae. Gene Ontology annotation, molecular function: protein serine/threonine kinase activator activity. The coding region runs from base 134 to 2824 and encodes 896 amino acids. The record is from RefSeq and is a predicted model, not a curated record. Gene Ontology annotation, cellular component: kinetochore; nucleus; meiotic spindle midzone. Gene Ontology annotation, biological process: meiotic spindle midzone assembly; metaphase chromosome alignment; positive regulation of protein serine/threonine kinase activity.
CACGCCGAAUUAAAGUAAGCAAUUGCGUUCUUGGGACAUUUUCUGCAAGAAUUGUUUCCUCAUAUUUAUCGUGCUUAAGGCACCAUUGGGACAUUCCAUUACCGAUUUCGGUUGAAUUUAAAUUGCUUUAGAAAUGGUAAAGGAAAUUUACGACUUUGACCUAACUCUUAAAGGUCUUAUUGACCUUGUAGAGGUUAGUCUGAACACAGCUAUCAGUAAAAAUGAACAAAACUUUGAAUGGUUGGCAAGUUAUCCAGCUAAAGCGAAGCAGAAAUUAUGUGCUAAGGAGUUCAAAAUGCCGAAGACUCCUGCCAGGAAAAAGAAGAGACAGCAGAAGAAAAGAUUUCUCAAUGAGGAUGAUGAACAAUUAAAUGAUAACCAUUCUGGAAGUGAUGUACCCAUGAAAAAAGGAAAACUCUCACAUGAGGAUGAAGAAGUAAUUGACACUGUUGGUGGUCGACCAAAACGCCAAGCCUCAUGUGUUGCAAAAUCAAAAAUUCAGCAAUCGGUCAUGAUGGCUAACAAUCUGAGAAAUAAAAUGAGACGACCAACUAUUGAUCAAAAUGAAUCUACUAAUGUGUCUGUUCAUGAUUCUGACAGCAAAAGCCAAUAUCCUGACAUGGAGUGUGGAAGCCCAAUUGGCCAUAAGUCCAAAGCAAAGCAUGAAUCUAACCAAACAAUUACUCUGAAAUCAGAAAUAAUGUCUCCACCUCUACAGACAACCAACCCAACUUCAGAAUCAGAGGGUAAAAAUGUCCAAAAUGGAACGUUGAAAGUUAAUUUUGCACCCGAACCAGAAAUCAGUCAUCAAGAUUCCAAGAUUUGCGAAGCAAUAGAAAUUCCGGAAAAACAAACCGAACAGCAACCAGAAACUCACAGUCCUACUGAUUUGGCGCCUGUAGUGCCGGUCACGGCUGUUGUUCAAAAUGAACCACCGAAGAAAGUUCGACCUACACGCAAAGUUGCUAAAAAACUUGAUUUAAGCAGCGAUGAUGACAAGAUUAUCCUUCCACCUAAAAAAAAUGAAAAAGUAAUAGAAGAUAUACCGUCAACAGAAGAGACAAAGGAACAGCAACGCCCAGUAUCCAACCAAGAGGAUGUCCAACAAUCAGAAACCCUACCCAAGAAAAAGUUGCGUAAACCUCGGAAACCGGUCGAAGAAAGUUCUGUGGCUACUGCAGUGACAACCACGACGGUGGUAUGUAGCCCCCGCGUAACCCGCAACCAAAGGACUUCAGCCCGUCCUUCCAACACAGUCGUUGCUAAUUCUCCUCGUUUGGUGAAAACACCUUCAAAACUUCAAGAACACAUUCAAAGAAAUACCAAUAAUCAACUUAAUCCUACGAACUCUUCUCCGAUUAAAAGAAUUUUCACCCCGAAAGUUGUUUUUAGCCCCUUUAAAGCUUCGUCAGUCAAGACCAAAGUAGAGGCCUUUGAAGCGGCAUUGGGUACUAGUGGACCAGCAACCGGAGGUACCAGCAGCUCUGGUAUGACGGGCGUCCUUCCGGAAGCUCGUGUUCUUCUUAAGCGACUUACCAGACAGCAACUCAAAGAAGCUGCUAGCAACAUUGAGAAACCUCAACCGGAAUCGCAGAAACCUAAAGAGGCUAAUUCCAAGCGAUGCACUUUCGUUUUGGAUACUUCGGAUGAAAAAGAAAACAAAACAAAAAGACAAUCGGUCGCCCAGAUUUUGGCACGUAAAAGUUUGGACAAGGCUAAGCAUAUUGCUGUUGCAGCCGCUCGUAACAAGCUAAUGAAUAGCGUGGUGCAAAAUGAAACUACCGAGAGCCCAAAUGUCCAUGUAAAUAAAAACGCAGCAACAUUAAUGAGCAAGUUCCGUUUCGCUGGUGCUCCUGGAUCGUCGGGCUCAUCAAGUUCCUCACUGAAUCGUAAUGUGACCAUGACACAAGCGAAAAAUUUGACAAAUGUAGUGACAGGCGUAGGUACUUUUACGGGUACCAAGCCAGUAGGACCAAUGCCAACUAAAGCUACCGAAGAAGAUGAACUUAAGCGUAAAGAGUUAGAACUUAAACGGCUAAAGGAAAGGGAGGAGGAAGCUUCACGCAAGCGUGAGGAGCUGAUGAGAGCAAAGGCUGAAGAACAAAAAAGAAAACAAGAGGCUCGUGCGAAGCGUGCUAUGGAACAGCGUGCUCUCCGAGCCAAGCAACUAGAAGAAGAACAAAAACAAAAACUGGAAAACAAGGAAGAAAGGAGUGCUCAAUUAAAGCAAAAAUUACUCGUUGAGAAUCAAGAGAAAGCUGAACGUUUCCGACUAGCUCUUUUGCGGCAUCAAGAGGCUGAGCAGCGUCGCAAAGCUGAGGAACUGCAAAAACAACAGGAGGAAGCCCAGCUUCGUUUGCAAGCCGCAAAGAAAGAACAGGAGGAACUCGAAAGACAAGCUAAGCUGAAGACAGCUGAAGCUGAAAAGACAAAAGCCGUUGCUCCAGUUGCCGAACCCUCCACGUUAAACACCACCGUGACAUUGACUACGUCUAAUACCAAUAACUACCAGCUAACGCCUGUGCGUAUUACCAAAACUGGAAAGGUAUUCAAUCCUGACAACUACGAUAUUGCUGACAUGCGGUCAGAUGAUUCGACGGACGAUGAUAGCCGUCCAAAAAAAGUGAUUCCUGGCUGGGCUAGAAGUAUCAAUCUGAAAAUCGCGUUGGAGCAACAGGCAAAAUUCCUUAAAGGUGAAGAUAUUUUCCCUGCGAAACUCCUUAAAGAGCCUAAUCUGAACGCAAUGUUUAAGAUCAAGCGAGCCCGUUUUAACAAACGCACCUCUAGUGCUGUUUGGAAAACCCCCCCAGCUAAUUAUAUGUAAAUUUUUAUACUCUUUCGCACUUUCGUUUCCCUCGGCUUGUUUUUUUUUACAAUAACAUAAAUUUUAUGCACAUACCUUGCUUCCCUGUCAUCCAUUAAAUACAUGAAGGUA